AUGGACACACGUCUGCUCUUCCUCUUCCUCGGGGUCCAUUAUGUGUGUGCGGGACAAGUUCUUCUUCCUGCUCCACUUCUAAUCGCAGACAAGGAGGCUCUCACGGAGGCAGACGUGGUUGAGUUCCACUGUCAGACUUCACAUUACAAUCCCGAGUGUGUGUUCAGUUUUGAAUCUUCACAGUACGAACAGCUUCCGUGUCGGACCAGACUGAGCAGACGUGUGCUGCUGUCGAAAGUGAAAAAUCCAUCUGUAACUGAUGUGAAUGUGAUCUGUCAUUAUCGCCCAAAAGUGGUUCAACACUGGUCCCCACAAAGUAACUUUCUGUCCAUCGCUAUGAGAGACCUGGCUCCUCCUUCUUUGGCCGUAGUUCCAUCAGUGAUCACAGCGUCUGAGACCGUCACUCUGCAGUGUCGUCCUCCAGCCUCUGUCUCUGUGUCCCAGUGUGGCUUCAGUGUGGACAUCAGCAGCAGCAGCUCCACAUGUGUCUGGACUGUGACAGGAUCACAGCUGCUCACAGAGAAACACAGUCCUCCAGCUCGUCUGGACAUAAUGUGUUUUUAUCAAGUCAAUGACAAAAAGUCUUAUUCACCGUACAGCAGCAGACAAACUGUCACUAUUAUAACUUCCUUUCCAAAGAACCGGCCCCAUGAGACCACAGCCGGGUUGGAGCCACUGACCACUUCUGUGACAGGGGGUGACACCAAACAAGAAACUACAGAUCCUCAAUCAGAAGAGUCAACCACCACAAUGAUGGUCUUUGAAACAGAGACUGGGAGAAUUUCAAAGAGUGCGGUCUGGAGGCUGCUGCUGCUGCUGUGUGUGUGUGGAGUGAUUCUGGGCGGAGUUAUCCUGGUGCUGACGCUGAUCUGCACUAACGCUGCACACGGCGCAAAAUCACACCACAACAAGAGCAGCCGGGAAUUGAACCUGCAGCAUCUCGAAGAGGAGACACAGAUCUCUCAUCAGCGACUGGAGCAGGACGUGGAUUCAUCUGCUCCUGCAAUCAGACAAGACGCUGACUCAGAGGCCGCAAACGCACAGAUUCCCAACAGCAGCGAGUCUCUUACUAGUGCUGCUUACAGUCUGAUCACUUCUGCUCCAGCCGUUGAGGCCAAAGCUGAUUCACAGGUCGUCGGGAAAAACAUGGUUCGUCGCCAGAGCAGCGUGUACCACUUCUACUGCACCAUCCCAGACAAACCGCCGCCUCAAACUAUGGAUUACAGCUAUGUUUAG
This is a messenger RNA of Knipowitschia caucasica, 1236 nucleotides long. The record is from the annotation of a GenBank genome assembly. NCBI's taxonomy places the organism in Eukaryota, Metazoa, Chordata, Actinopteri, Gobiiformes, Gobiidae.